GCGACAGCGACCUGGGUGCAGCGCCUUCCUGCUGUGGGCCGGGCUCGGAGCCCCCACCCCCCAGGUCCCACCGGCCGAGCUCGAGGCUGUCCCACCGGAAACUCGAGGCCGAAUUCCAAGCCGUUGUCCUUCCUCGCGUGGGGUCGUGCGCUCCCUGCGUCUGCCCUCGGGAGCGUGUGAUCGCCGUGGCCUCGGACCAGGCGCUCCACGUAGUCCCCCAUGCCAAGUUCACGGAAAAACCUAGAGCCAGCAGGAAAAAGACCAGAUUUCCUUGGAGAAGGGACUUUGAAGAACUGGUGGGCCUGGAGAUGGGCAAGGAGAGAGAGAAAGAGGGUACAGCAGGCAUCUGGCUAGGCCUGGAGUGGAGGUGGGGCACAGACCAGGAUCCCUUACAAGUGAUCAAAUAUAGCUUCCAUGAAGUGUGAGUGUUUGCUUCAGAAUGUACGCCGAAGAUGAGGCAAGGAAAAUAGGGGUGGUUGGCUGGGUGAAGAAUACCAGCAAAGGCACUGUGACAGGCCAAGUGCAAGGCCCUGAAGAUAAAGUCAAUUCCAUGAAGUCCUGGCUGAGCAAUGUUGGAAGUCCUAGUUCUCGCAUUGAUCGCACAAACUUUUCCAAUGAAAAAACCAUCUCUAAACUUGAAUACUCUAAUUUUAAUAUUCGAUACUAAUAGGAGAAAAAUUAGAAUUGUAACACUUAUACUGCACAAAAGACACUAUGUAUUCUUAAGUCUAUAUACUACAAUGAUAGUAGCAGAGUAGGGUAAAAAAAAAGGAACUUUCUGUUCUGAAAGCUACAACAUUAUAUGUUACUAAAGUGUCUGACACUGAAAUAGUUUUACUCAAAUAUGUUUUUAACAAGCCAAAACUUAGCAUUCUAAAAUUUAAAA
Molecule: messenger RNA, 886 nt
Organism: Mesoplodon densirostris (Blainville's beaked whale)
Lineage: Eukaryota; Metazoa; Chordata; Mammalia; Artiodactyla; Ziphiidae
Gene: ACYP2
Product: acylphosphatase 2
Exons: 5
Coding region: 440-667 (75 amino acids)
Molecular function (GO): acylphosphatase activity
Source: RefSeq, a predicted model, not a curated record